Coregonus sp. 'balchen' is the source of this 7581-nucleotide messenger RNA. NCBI's taxonomy places the organism in Eukaryota, Metazoa, Chordata, Actinopteri, Salmoniformes, Salmonidae. The record is from the annotation of a GenBank genome assembly.
GUUUUUGUGUUGCUGACGUGACUCUGAUCUCUUUCUAGCGUUCAACAUGGCGCCCGAGGUAGACUAGCUGGAAACGUUAGCCAGCAACAACAUGAGCAAAUAAAUGGUUGCCAGUUUGACCUUUUAUCGUUUCGAAUCAAGCGGUUGAUUAGCUGGUAUGCAGGAAAGUAACGCGUGUAAUUAAUUUAGCCAACCGACAGAUUAGGUGAAAUAAUGGAAACUCGAGGUAUAGAACAGAUGUUUGACUUCCAGCGGUAAGAACAAGAAGUGUUGUUGUCAAGACAAGCUAGCUAGCAGCUAAAUUAGUUUAUCAGUCCUCCCAUACCCAUGGCAAAAAUGUCCAAUAGUCUUGCUCAUAAUCGGCUCUGGCUAGUAGCUAGCUAGGUCACCGUCUUCUUGGCGUUCAUUUAGCUUGUUAGUUACUGUAGCAAAUUAGCCUACAAUAUAUCAAUAUUGUUAUCCAUUAACAGCUAGCAGGGAGCUUGGUCGGUAGCAGUUACAUUAGUUUGGUUUGCUUGCUUACUAACUAACUAACUAACUAACUAACUAGUAGCAUAUAAUCUGUCCCCUUGGACUCAGAAUAUUAUUCCUGUCCAGGAUCACACUGAGCUGACAAUCUGUCUGUGUCUCAAACAGGUUGCCAAACGAUGGACUGGUCCUUUUGCUGGUAUUGCUUUACUCUCCAGUUGGCCUGUGUUUGAUGUUACUACGACUCUUCGUAGGUGCACAUGUGUUUUUGGUGAGCUGUGCACUCCCAGACAGUCUUGCUAGAAGGUAAGGGUAGUUUUGCAACUAUUACCUUACUAGCUGUUAAAGGUUGACUAAGCAAUAUGACAUCAUUAUACACAGUGGGGUGACUUCCUGCUUAAAAUAAAACAAAAAUCUGUCAAUACUGCCACAAUGGUGAAGGGGCAUAAAGAUGUCGGAAUUCAGAUAUGUCAUUGUUAAACCACUAUCUAUAGAGCUUAAACUCUAGGCGGCAUUCUGUCUUCUCCCUCUCAACGAUUAGCUUUGCCAAUGACUGGCUCAUGUGAACUACAAUCCCGAGGCUGUGUUUAGACGUUUAGAAACGUCAAUAAUCAAGGCUUGCGAUGCGGCUUUCGAAAAAUAUGGCCCAGUAAAAUACACUUACUGUAGCAGUUUUGCACAGAUCCAUACAGCUAUGGGUGCCUCCAUCCAAUGAAACCACUUCCGCUACACUUCCAGAGUUACACUUACACACAGGUGUUUGGAGCAAGCUAGAUAGCUAAUUAGCACAGGUGGUCGCCGCUUGUCUUCCGUCUGUUUUCCGUAAACAAGCGCUGUAGCAUAGAGACAUGGCCGUGUGGGAACACUAACCCUAUACAAUUAUUUCUCGCUGAUAUGAAAGAUAUGUUCCUUAUCUUUCGAAAACACUACCGCAAGCGAUGCGUGUUAAUGUUUACAGCAAGCUCUUGACCUCUACGGGAUCGGUGUCAUACGGGACAGUUGAGCUAACGUGCGCUAAUGUGAUUAGCAUGACUGUUGUAAGUAACAGCAAACUUUCCAGGACAUAGACAUGUCUUAUAUGGGCAGAAAGCUUAAAUUCUUGUUAAUGUAACUGCACUGUCCAAUGUACAGUAGCUAUUACAGUGAAAAAAUACCAUGCUAUUGUUUGAGGAGAGUGCACAGCAACAAAAAAACGUAUCACGGCAACUGGUUUGAUACAUUCACCUCUGAAGGUAAAUAAUGUACUUACAUUCAGUAAUUUUGCUCUGAUUUGUCAUCCUAAGGGUCCCAGAGAUAAAAUGUAGCAUAGUUUUGUUUGAUAAAAUCAAUUUUUAUAUUCAAAUGUAGGAACUGGGUUCUACAGUUUGAACCCCUGCUGUCUCUGGCUCCACACCCACCCCGCCCGGCCAUCUAGAUGUGUGAAAGUUAGUGUAAUGAUCCAUCAUGUAUGACAUUCCUGGGAGUGUGUAAACUUACAUUUUGUAUUACCAUAUCAUUUUUGUAUGGUCUCUAUAGUUAUGUACUUGAAAAUGUAUCAAUUGACCAAUUCGGCACAUUUGGGCAGACUUAAUACAAAAUAGUCCAGUAUUGCAAUGCUUCACUGGAUCAAUCUGAAAUUUUGCACACACACUGCUGCCAUCUAGUGGCUAAAAUUGCGCCUAAACUGCAAUAUUAUAUUGUGGCCUUUCUCUUGCAUUUCAAAGAUGAUGGAACAAAAAUAAUAAUUGAAAACACAUGUUUUUUUGUUUGUAUUAUCUUUUACCAGAUCUAAUGUGUUAUAUUCUCCUACAUUCAUUUCACAUUUCCACAAACUUCAAAGUGUUUCAUUUCAAAUGGUAUCAAGAAUAUGCAAAUACUUGCUUCAGGUCCUGAGCUACAGGCAGUUAAAUUGGGGAUGUCAUUUUAGGUGAAAAUUGAAAAAAGGGUCCGAUCCUUAAGAGGUUAACAAAACUCCCCCGGUCAGGAGAUACUAACGACAAUAGGCGCUAAAGCAGUUAGCGUCUAUGAGUAGGGUACACUGUCCACUGAGUUGUUAAACUAUGGCUUUUUUAAUGGUUUUUAAACAUGAUUCAAUGCGCCAAUAAAUCAGCACAAUAUACUUUUUCAGUUUUUAAAAUUGCCGGCGUCAUGGAGCUAGAAUUGGGUUCAUAUAUACUUUGCUAAUGACGAUGCAAAAAAAGAGUGAAGGAGAGAAAUGUACAAUACAGUAAACUUAGCAAACAAGGCAUUUAUGCACCUCCGCUAUUGGCUUCUCCCAAUAUGGGUAUGCCUCAACUAAAGAAAUGUGCACAUUUGGAGGAACCAAUUGUGGGAAGUCUUGGCAGAUUUCCUGUUCGUCUAGUAUCUCUCCAUUUUAAAACAUAUUCUCCUGUUUUGUGUUCACUGGAUCAAACUCAAAUCUUUCUUCCUGUUCCAGAUUCAUUGUGAGAAUAAUGUCCUCAGUCCUUGGUAUGCACGUGAGACAGAACAGCCCACGUUUAAGAGACAAAAGCACAAAACUGUACAUCUGCAAUCACGUGACCCAGUUUGACCACAACAUUGUCAAUCUUCUGACUUCCUGCAAUACGGUGAGUAUUUUGUUGAUGAAGUGAAGCUAUUCAUUGUGUUGCACUUUGAGCUCCUUGUUGUUCUCAAUGACUUAUAUAUACAGUAGAUGACUGGUAGGGGGCACUGUGUUGAAGCCACCGUGCCUCCAUCUUGGCACUCCACCACCGGUGUAAAAUAUAUUUAGGAAGCUAUAGAAAUGCAUUUAAUGUCUACAUUCGUUUUUGCCACAUUUAUUCUAUUAGACACCUUCAUGCAUACUUUUAAAUUAUAUGAUGUGAGCUAAACAUAAAAAAUAUAUAAAAACAUUUUCCUUCAAGUAUUAUUUUUUAGAGAUUACUAAUGUUACUGUCCCCACUACAACAACAAAUACUUAAAUACAUGUCAUUUUGUCCUUGAAACAUUAAAUUACUGUAGAAUUCCAUUCAUUCCUAUGGAGGACUGCUCCUACUGGGGAGUGCCAAUAUGGCCGAGUGGCUUCAAUGCCGCUCAAUGGCCAAUACAUAGCAUCAGCAAUCCAGGGUUUAUAUACAUCAUUGGUUGUUCUUGCCCAGCUGAACAAAGAUAUAUUUUUCAAAAAAUGCAGCUGCAUUGACUCAACCUUAGGCCAUCCGCCAGUGUUUGUUAUUAAUUUUUACCAUGACUUGUGACCUGUCUGCUCCUCUGCUCAGCCCAUGCUGGAGGACUCUGCGGGAUUCGUGUGUUGGGCCAGAGGCUUCAUGGAGCUGGGUGCCAUAUCGGGCCAAGAUGAGAUAGAGGAGUCCCUCAGGAGAUACUGCUACUCUCCAGGAACUCUGCCCCUGCUCCUCUUCCCCGAGGAGGACACCACCAACGGGCGCGCUGGCCUUCUCAAAUUCAGGUGAGCCACAACACACUGCAUUAUCCCUGUCAUCAAGCUGAUGGAGUUCACUCUGUCUCUCUCUUUGGUUUGAAGUUUUCUUUCUUAAAACCAAAAGCAUCACUGCCCCACAGCACUGGUUAAAGCAUAAUGUGCAGAUCAGUGCUAUCCAUGGGGUUUAUCUUGUGUACAAGACAACAGAUUUUUUUGUAUUAGAUUAUAUCUGCCUUCUUUGUAUAUACAAAUACGUUUUCUAUUUUUCCCUAAUCACCAGUAGAACACAGAACUAUUGCUGUAAGUAAUUUAAAUGGAUCAAGUGAUUUAUUAACGGGUGUUUAGAGGAGAAUCUGUCCUGAGCAGAAUGCCAACACAGCUGUAAGCUGCCUCUGUACUACCCCUGUAUUACUGAUGCUAAGAGCUACUGAGCAAACUAACCUUGUGUUUUCUCUCCCUUAGCUCCUGGCCUUUCUCCAUGACUGAUUCCAUUCAGCCUGUGGCCUUGCAAGUGAAGAGGCCAUUUGUAGCUCUGGUAAUACCGUCAAAACUAAACGGCCUCUUUGUCAUAUUAGUUUAAAAGCAAUACUUGUGGCAUAUUUAACAAUCUACAUUUGGUGAGAGUGUUUGUGUAAAAAGUUUAGCUUUCAAAAGUUGUAGGUUUCCUCCAACAGUCCAUAGAAGACCAGUACUUCUUGUAAAAGUGGUUUGCACACCAAUGAUGGACCUAAUAAGAUUUUGUGUUGUUGAUUUUUCUCUCCAUAUUUACAUAUUUCUGUCAGACACAUGCAGAGGAUUUCCUGAAAUGAAAGUACUAAUGCAGUUUGUUCCUCUUUCACCAGAGCACGCCAGACUCCUUUUGGCUGACAGAACUGUUGUGGACCUUUUUCGUCCCAUGUACAGUGUACCAUGUAAGGUACUAAAUAAUUACUGUAUCUCACUACUUGUCAUUGUCGGGACUCUGGUUGGACCUUGUAAAGGUAUCACAUUGAUCAUUGACAACUUUUAUCCAUGUCCUUAAAGUCCAGUCCAUUACUCAUUGGAAAUUUCCGCUAGAAUGAACAAUGGUUUGUCCUAGAUUUGUGAUGCUCUUGCCAUUUCAGUGUUAACAUUUUGUCAGGAUCAGCAGUAAAUUGUGUGUUGUAGUCAUAUAACUUUUCAAUCAGCUUGAUUAGAGGCCAAAGCAAGCUUUCAUCACGGUGCACAAAGCGAGGUCCAUACAGAAAUAGUUUCUCGAGAUCUGUGUGGAAGAACUUGACUGGCCUGCACAUAGCCCUGACCUCAACCCCAUCGAACACCUUCGGGAUGAAUUGGAACGCCGACUGCGAGCCAGGCAUAAUCGCCCAACAUCAGUACCCAAACCUCACUAAUGCUCUUGUGGCUGAAUGGAAGCAAGUCCCUGCAGCAAUGUUCCAACAUCUAGUGGAAAGCCUUCCCAGAAGAGUGGAGGCUCUUAUAGCAGCAAAGGGGGACCAACUCCAUAUUAAUGCCCAUGAUUUUGGAAUGAGAUGUUCGACGAGCAGGCGCCCACAUACUUUUGGUCAUGUAGUGUAAUUAAACUCAAUAUUCCAUUCUAUUGUUUAGAAAAUACAUGUUAUUAGUCUUAUAAUGUAUCUUAUGACCUGCCUAAACUAAUUAAUUUUUGAUGGUGUAUAUUCACACAACUACAACCACUCGUCACAGGCAUACCGGCAUGCGCACGGGAGGUAUAAAAGGCGUAUGCAGGAAAGAAUGGGGGAAAAAUUGGCCUGUUUUAAGUUAUGUAAACAUUGCCCCAUUUUUUAUUUUUUAAUAGGCAAAAUCCCCCAAAUCCUAUGUGAAAGCAGUAUAAGUUCACUAUUACUGCUCACAAGGUUUGUAGAGACCAUGUUUUGUUUACUUUCACAGAUGGCUCCCACCUGUAUCUAGACAAGAUGAAGAGUCCCUUCAAGAGUUUGCCAACAAAGUCCAAGAGGUAUAAAACCUUUUGUCAUUCUCAUUUUUAGACACUUUUUCUGUACUGCCUUCUAUUCACUACUGCCCACAUUGUAUCAAACAAAGAAAGCAAGUAUGUAUCUUAUCAAAGGGUUUGUUGCAUAUUGCAAGUUAUUAUCACAUUGGGAGCCGAAAAUUCACAAUGAUAUGGAACACUAAAGAGAACAAUUAUUCUAUUGUCCUCUGAUUGGUCUUUGUGUCGUCCAUUUUCAGCUUCUAGCCACUGAGCUCGGCGUGGUCUCUACACAGAUUACCAAAGCAGACAAAGCAGAGCACAUCAAGAGGAAAAGGCACAUUGCACCACGCACCCCAAACUCAAGUAAGUAAGGGAGAGCCCUGGAGAAACCUUACCUGACUAAGCCCCUCCUACAGCAUGGCCUUGGUGCAAGUUAUGCUCACUUGGAGGGUGGUUGGCACCAUUGGUGAUGGUGUGUAUUAGCUGCUGUCUGUCUCUCCAGAUCUGGGUGCCAGACCACGUCCAGUUCCCCUGGGCUUCAUGGUCCGCAGCUCUGGGGUGGAGGAGCUUAGUAUCAGCAGGAUGGCCCAGCAGGUGAAGGAGGUUCUGCCUGACAUCCCCCUCGGCAUCAUCACCAGAGACCUGGGUACACCAACCUUUUAUUUGCAUUUCCAGUGCAGUGACUGGGAAUUUGGAAUGGUGACGAGCAGUGCACUGACUUGAGUCCUAUAUUUGCAUGUGCAUUUCAUUGAAAUGGAGUUUGCAUUAGGAUCAAUGGGAGAAAAAGGCACAGUAGCGUGCAGCUUUCCCCAAAUAUUUCCCCUUACCCUUUUUACAGUGCAAACCAACUGUGUGGACACCACUAUCACUAACCUGCUGGAGAGCACUGAGGAGUUCCCAGUGGAGGCCACAGGCGGAGCCACGUCUGCACCAGGCCCAGCCUGGAGGUCCGUCUCUUCUUCAGCUGCACCCGCUCCCACCAUUAAGGUUUGCCAAUCAUCUAAAUAAUGUCUUAAGUCCACUGGUAGUCUAUAUUACCUUGCUCGCAAAGUAAUUGAGGUACCAUCUUGUUACGCUAUUCUAUUUAUCAGGAGUUUGCUGUAUAGUCUGAUUGUAUCAUUUUGACCCAUAGCCUGCUGCCAAACCUUUUGGGAAAUCACCAGUAGACAGACACAUGUCCCUACAAGAGAGGAAAGAGGCCUUGUAUGAGUUUGCAAGAAGGUGAGAUCAAACUCUGCAAUUCAAUCUUGGAUUGAGUUUAAUUUCACCCACAUUUUACACUGUCAUUGUUGUCCACCUUUCAACUCUGUUAGUUGUUUCCACCCUCCUUUCUCCUCUAGACGCUACAUCGAAAAGCAUGAACUGGAGCAGGACGACAACCUCUGAACAAUAUCUGAUUGCUGGGAAUCGUGUUAGGAAUGACAGUCGUUAAAAUCAAAUAAUUGUACAGACAAUAAGUGUACUGGAGUGUAUGGAGAGCAGAGCAGAGUGGAGAGUUUUUGUUGACCCACACGUACAGGAGGAAGACAUUCUGAAGAUUUCAAUGGAUUUUGUUUGCCAUGCAUGUCUUUUUAAUUGUUUGUCCUGGCAAAAAUAUUAUUUUGAUAACAAUUUCUAAUAAGGACCCAGUGACCGUGAAACGUCUCAUUACUUUUAUAAUGGCAGAGGUGGUGGUAAAAACAAAGUAUCUUGCUCUGCUUUCAGAGAAGACUCAUCAGGUCUUAGGUUCAUUAUGAUUUGACAGUACGUGUUUCUGCAGUAUACAUUUUUAAAGUAAAUAAAAUCAGUCAUUUAUAAAUGCAAUAGG